This is a messenger RNA of Petromyzon marinus (sea lamprey), 3146 nucleotides long. It is a transcript of the gene SQSTM1, whose product is annotated as sequestosome 1. Gene Ontology annotation, cellular component: amphisome; aggresome. Gene Ontology annotation, molecular function: zinc ion binding; protein kinase C binding; K63-linked polyubiquitin modification-dependent protein binding. Lineage: Eukaryota; Metazoa; Chordata; Hyperoartia; Petromyzontiformes; Petromyzontidae. The record is from RefSeq and is a predicted model, not a curated record. Gene Ontology annotation, biological process: mitophagy; endosome organization; aggrephagy.
AGGGCCCCGCCCACGAACACAAAGUGGGAAGAGGGGUGCUGGUUACGGCGCCAUUAUUCGUGGCGCAUCGCAUAUAAACAGAGGGGGCCCCGUGGCAACCCUCACAGCGGCAUCCUCUCGCUAUCGCUCCUCUCGUGGCUGAUCCUUAACUUCAAGUUGUCGCUUGUCGAGUGUAGCAAGGCCGCCCGCCGGUGUCGCUCGUCGCCGACAGACGUCAACGAUGGCCUUCGUGGUGAAGGCUUAUUUGCUGCGCAAGGAUGAGUCUCGUCCGGAGAUUCGCCGUGUGGCCAUGGACGUGGAUGCAAGCAGCAGCUUCAUCUACCUCAAGGGGAAAAUUGCCCAGGCCUUCCCAUCCUUGGCCGAUGCAGGCUUCAUCAUGCAUUACAAGGAUUCGGAGGAUGACCUCAUCGCAUUCUCCAGUGACCAGGAGCUUAUGGAAGCUCUGGGCAACCUUUCCGAGGAUGUGUUCCGCGUGUACAUCAAACUUGAUCGUGGGCAGCGCAAGAAAGACACUGGAGAUCUUGGUGGACACGGUGGACAGGGUGGACAGGGUGGACAGGGUGGAUCGAGUGGACAGGGUGGACAGAGUGGACAGAGUGGGCAGAGUGGACGGAGUGGACAGGGUGGACGUGGCGGGCACGGAGGGCACGGAGGGCACGGAGGGCAUGGUUGGCAUGGAUGGUACGGGGGACACGGUGGACAUGGAGGACAUGGGGGACACGGGUGGCACGGGUGGCAUGGCGGCAACGUACACCCCCACGUGGUCUGCGAUGGCUGUGACGGCCCUGUGAUUGGAGUGCGAUACAAGUGCUCUGUGUGCCCCAACUACGACCUCUGCCAGAGCUGUCGUGACAAGGGCACACACGGCGAGCACGAGAUGACCACCAUCCCCUUCCCUAACUGUCAGCAGCAAGGGCCUCACGCCUGGGCGUGGUUUGGCACCCCUGGGCCACAUGGUACCCCUGGGUCACAUGGCCCGCAUGGACGACAUGGGUCCCAUGGCCCCCAAGGGCAUUCCUUUGAUUUUGGCCGCCAUGCAUUUUGGGGGAUGGGCUGUCCCAUGGGAGGAUUUACCACAAGUGCUGGGGCCUCUACAAGCUUUGGGACCUCUACGCAUACAAGCUCAAAUUUUCCUGGAGCCACCCAGGCUGAAGAACCAGCAGCUGAAGCACCCCAAGGAGAGCAGGCAAACCCUGCAGCGGACUUCCUGCAGAACAUCGGAGAGAAUGUGGCGGCCAUGCUGGGCCCUCUUGGUAUUGACGUGAGCGUCGAUGUAGAACAUGGUGGGCAACGACGUCGCUGUGGAGCUCGUGCCGGCUGUGGUACUUGGGAGGCCAGGGGUCCAUGCUCGGGAAAAGAGAAGACCAAGGGAGAGAAUAAGGAGGAUCCCAAGGGGCAGGGAAAGGGAGAAGAGACCAAGGGGCAGAGUCCAUCCAAGGAUGAUGAACUUGGGAUGGAAACCGAAGAAGUCGCCGACAAUGACAAAGCCACAUCUCCAGCUCGGGACUGGGAGACUGGGGAGGGGCCAAUGGGCGGAGGCACCACCGCCAUGGAAACGGUGCCCAGCAGCACCAGCAGCAGUGGAGGCGCUGCCAUGGCUACAGUUAACAACACCAGAGACAGUGUGCAGGGCUCGCAGGUGGGGGAGGCAGGAGGCGAUGAUGAGUGGACCUAUGUGACACCUGGGGAUGAUGCAGUGGGGGGCUCACGGGGGAGCACAGGAGGAUCGCAGCAAGGGGCAGGAGGGUCGGAGAGCGCUGAGCCCCUCAAGGAGGAUGGAGGAGGCCUGAGGGAGGCCGCCGCUUACCCCAACCUUCCCAAUGAUGCUGAGCCACGUCUGGUUGAAGCUCUGGCGCAGAUGCUUUCCAUGGGCUUCUCUGAUGAGGGCGGAUGGCUCGUCCGUCUGCUUCAGACCAAGGAUUGCGAUAUUACACGCACACUCGAUGCCCUGCAGCCGGGUCAGGGCAAGCCCCAGUGACCGCAACUAGUGGGAACUAAGGUCUGGUGCCGUUCCCUUGCGACUCAUUCCCAUGACCAGUUUUAGGCAACCGAUUUUAAGUUGGUCCACCUUGACUGUUUACCUGAACAGUGUGGGGAGUGGGUUAUUACAAUGGUUGAUAACUGGGAACCUUAUGCUGUAGGCAUACUGUUAUUUUUAUUUACUAGGUGAGAAGCAUGAGUUUACCACAUUGUUCAAUAACCACAUUGUUUUUAAAACAGCAACAAAUGGCAAUAGCAUUCAUUUUUUUAAAUUGGUAAACUCAACCUUAAUAUGACAGUUUUAAAAACUGCUAGUUUUAGUUGCCAGUGUAGGGUUUAAACCCAAUUUAAGGAGUUAUUUGCAAAAUGACAACCCGCUAUACAUUACCCCCACCCAACCUCACAAUUUUGGUGACAGGCUGCACAGUUCAUGGAAGCCUAAACUGGUGUGAAUUUUGUCAGUUUAAAACUGGUCAUAGAAAUGUAUAUAUGCUGAUCUAAAACCCCUCUGCAUUAUCUUCCUUGCGCUUGCAUUGUCUGUUGUUGUUCUGCUGUCUUGCAUAUGCAGGACCUCAUUCCUGUUUCCUCCUCCCAUGAACACUGCUCUCUUACCAAAGUUUAAAAUGAUUUUUCUCCAUACUCUUCCUUGCUGUCUCACUUUGUAUUUCACGUUCUCCAAACCCCAGUUUGUAUUUUCAUGGUCUCAUUCUCGUUCCAUUCCCCAUUUUGAGCACGUUUCCUGGCAGUAAUCAUAGCCCUGGCUGGAUGACACUUAGCUUUGUCAAUGCUGACCUUUAUUCGCUACAGGUCUCAUUCAGCUUAAAACAACACCGUCUAUAGUUUUAAGAUGCACGGUGUUGGGUGUUAAAAUAGUUCCUGAUUUAAUGUGGUGAAUCAUUGAUGUAUGUAAUGUGCUGCAUGUUUUCUGUGUAUCGCAGCUAAAUAACAUGCAUACAUUUUUGAAGGUGAUUGUUAUGUUGAAAGUAAUGCUGGUUAAAGUGGUGAUUGUUAAAGGUUUCUUCUGAUUAAAACUAUCGUUAUACACGUAAGCUGGUGUUGAUGGAAGCUCUGUAAACCCAACGAAUAUCCAGAGUGAUUAUAAAAAUAUGCUUUCUGUUAACUGUAUAACUCUACCACGCAAGAAAAAAUAAAAUUUAAAAUGUUUA